AUGGCCACCAUACCGAUCAUCGUCCAGCACCAGGGCAAGAAGUACGACAUUGACCUCGAUACCAGCGGCGAUGCAGAAACUUUCAAGUUCCAGAUUUUUUCUCUUACCGGUGUCGAGCCAGACAACCAGAGCGUCCUCAUUCCACGAGGCAAGCUCAAGUCGGACACCAACCUAGCUGCACUCAACCUCAAACCCAAGCAACUCAUCCGGGUUCUUGGUAGUCCGUCUGGCGAAGCAAGUGCACUGGUCGCCCCGGCUGAGAAGCCCAAGUUCCUCGAAGACAUGACCGAAGCAGAAAUGGCACGCAUGGAAGGAGCGACGCCGGCUGGGCUCGUCAAUUUGGGCAACACCUGCUACCUCAACUCGACAAUUCAGAUCCUGCGUGCGAUGCCUGAGCUGCGAAGUGAGCUCGAAGAUUACAAGCCAGCCUCUGGUGGCUCAAGUGGUCCGAGUCUGCAGUCGCUUUCCCAGUACGGACUGGGAGGACUUCAGGGCGAUAUGACCUCUCGAUUGCGGGAUCUACUGAACAACCUCGCCGACACCCAGAAAGGAUUCGAGCCGAUCAUGUUCCUGAACGCCUUCCGCACAGCAUAUCCUCAAUUCGCUCAGAAAGACAAGACUGGCCGUGGCUACGCCCAGCAGGACGCGGAAGAGGCGUGGACACAGAUCCUUCAGCAGGUCAAGCAGACUACCAAAGGCAUGGGUGGCAAGGCCGGCUUCGUUGAUCGGUUUCUGACCGGUAGCAUUCACACAACCACAACACCUCCAGCAGAGGUGGGCGACAAUGAGCCAGCUGUAGAGGCUAACGAGACCUUUGACAAGCUGCGCUGCAGCAUCGAUCCAACAGUGAACCAUCUGUCAGAGGGGUUGGAAAAGGGACUGGUCGACGAGCUCGAGAAGCGAUCGGACACACUUGGCCGUGAUGCGAUUUACACCAAGAAGUCACAGCUGUCACGUCUGCCUGCAUAUCUCACCGUACAGUUUGUACGCUUCUUCUGGAAGAACGAUAUCAAGAAGAAGGCAAAGAUUCUCAAGAAGGUGACCUUUCCAGAAGAACUUGACGUUGUCGACAUGUGCACACCCGAGCUACGGAAGAAGUUGAUACCAGUCCGCGACCAAGUACGAAACUUCCGAAAGGACGAACAGGAUAUGGAGCGUGCCCGCAAGAGACAGAAAGUGCGUCACAAGCAGGAAGAAGAUCGCAAACAUGAUGCUGCUCUUGCAGCGGAAGCAGCUCCCAUUGCCAAGCUUCGAGAACAGAAGGAGAAAAAGGAAAACAAGGAUAAAGGCAAGGAGGAAGAGCGUGGCGGAGACCUCGAUGCGUACAAGACCGACGCCGAGUAUGAAGCCGAGAAGGAAGAAGCUCUGCGCAAAGCUCGAAAGGCACUUUAUGAAGCCAUCGAUCCAGAGCUGGCUGCUGAUGAGACCGCCAACAAGUCUGGUCUGUACGAACUCACCGGCGUCAUCACUCAUCAGGGAGCCAGUGCGGACAGCGGGCACUACACUGCGUACGUGAAGAAGGAGGGCAAGAUCGUGGACGACCCGAAAGCACCAGGUGGUAAGCGCACAGAGAGCGAUGGCAAAUGGUGGUGGUUCAACGAUGACAAGGUGUCCGAAGUACCUGGCGACAUUGUCCAGACACUGUCCGGUGGUGGCGAGAGCCACUCUGCUCUCAUCCUGCUAUACAAGGCAAUUCCCUUGCCGAGCAAAGAAGAUGUUGAGGCUUGA
Cyphellophora attinorum is the source of this 1728-nucleotide messenger RNA. RefSeq names its product Ubiquitin carboxyl-terminal hydrolase 6. Gene Ontology annotation, biological process: regulation of proteasomal protein catabolic process; proteasome-mediated ubiquitin-dependent protein catabolic process; protein deubiquitination. Gene Ontology annotation, molecular function: cysteine-type deubiquitinase activity; proteasome binding; protein binding. The transcript has a single exon. Bases 1 to 1728 code for a protein of 575 amino acids. Lineage: Eukaryota; Fungi; Ascomycota; Eurotiomycetes; Chaetothyriales; Cyphellophoraceae. The record is from RefSeq and is a predicted model, not a curated record.